AUGCACUAUCUCAACCUGUUUUUACGUCGACCAUCAAUGCGGCGAUCAAAAGUUCUAGCACUAGCUUUUCUAAUUGCAGGUGUAAUUUUCAUCUUAGGUAUCCAACACCCACCAAUCAAGGAAUACCUUGCUAAGAAUGUUCCAAUAUCACGUCUCAGACAAUAUUUCAUGAAAUACGAGAGUCCUAAACAAUUAGCCGAAUUCGAUAAAAAAGUGAUUGAUUUUUUGGAAUUGCAAAAGCAAAAAAUUGGUAGAGGUGGAAUAAUUGAUGCUAAAAGUAAAAAGAAAGUUGAAAUGACGCAAAAGGUUUUGAUUGAAACUACAUUUAUCAAUGAUAAAUCGUUUAAUAUGAUUAAUGUUCCGCCAAAAGAAAAAAUACCACAGUUUCAAAAUUAUGACCCGCGAUUUACAUUUGGGUUGUUACUGAAAUACAUCAAUGAUGGAUUCAAAGAGCUGGAGCAAAUCGAGCUGAAAGCUUUAACUAUCCCGAUUUUCCAUUGA
Molecule: messenger RNA, 501 nt
Organism: Lodderomyces orthopsilosis Co 90-125
Lineage: Eukaryota; Fungi; Ascomycota; Pichiomycetes; Serinales; Debaryomycetaceae
Exons: 1
Coding region: 1-501 (166 amino acids)
Source: RefSeq, a predicted model, not a curated record